Arabidopsis thaliana (thale cress) is the source of this 1217-nucleotide messenger RNA. RefSeq names its product C-repeat/DRE binding factor 1 (gene CBF1). Gene Ontology annotation, biological process: regulation of DNA-templated transcription. The coding region runs from base 435 to 1076 and encodes 213 amino acids. The transcript has a single exon. Gene Ontology annotation, molecular function: DNA-binding transcription factor activity; DNA binding. Gene Ontology annotation, cellular component: nucleus. NCBI's taxonomy places the organism in Eukaryota, Viridiplantae, Streptophyta, Magnoliopsida, Brassicales, Brassicaceae. The record is from RefSeq and is marked reviewed.
ACAACAGCAGCCAGCCAACCACACAGGCACACACUCGAUAGAAUUUAAAGAACUCAUAAAGGUUAACGAGUGAAGAGUCAAAAGUCUCUUUACAAGGGUCAAAGGACACACGUCAGACAGCGAGUGGAACAUCGUGGGAUUGCUUCGCUAUGUACUAUACACGUGUCAUUCACAGAGACAAAAACUCCGUGUGCUCCCCACAUAUCCGUUAUCUCUCCUCCGGCCAAUAUAAACACCAAUUCUCACUCUCACUUUUUAUACUAACUACACACUUGAAAAAGAAUCUACCUGAAAAGAAAAAAAAGAGAGAGAGAUAUAAAUAGCUUUACCAAGACAGAUAUACUAUCUUUUAUUAAUCCAAAAAGACUGAGAACUCUAGUAACUACGUACUACUUAAACCUUAUCCAGUUUCUUGAAACAGAGUACUCUGAUCAAUGAACUCAUUUUCAGCUUUUUCUGAAAUGUUUGGCUCCGAUUACGAGCCUCAAGGCGGAGAUUAUUGUCCGACGUUGGCCACGAGUUGUCCGAAGAAACCGGCGGGCCGUAAGAAGUUUCGUGAGACUCGUCACCCAAUUUACAGAGGAGUUCGUCAAAGAAACUCCGGUAAGUGGGUUUCUGAAGUGAGAGAGCCAAACAAGAAAACCAGGAUUUGGCUCGGGACUUUCCAAACCGCUGAGAUGGCAGCUCGUGCUCACGACGUCGCUGCAUUAGCCCUCCGUGGCCGAUCAGCAUGUCUCAACUUCGCUGACUCGGCUUGGCGGCUACGAAUCCCGGAGUCAACAUGCGCCAAGGAUAUCCAAAAAGCGGCUGCUGAAGCGGCGUUGGCUUUUCAAGAUGAGACGUGUGAUACGACGACCACGAAUCAUGGCCUGGACAUGGAGGAGACGAUGGUGGAAGCUAUUUAUACACCGGAACAGAGCGAAGGUGCGUUUUAUAUGGAUGAGGAGACAAUGUUUGGGAUGCCGACUUUGUUGGAUAAUAUGGCUGAAGGCAUGCUUUUACCGCCGCCGUCUGUUCAAUGGAAUCAUAAUUAUGACGGCGAAGGAGAUGGUGACGUGUCGCUUUGGAGUUACUAAUAUUCGAUAGUCGUUUCCAUUUUUGUACUAUAGUUUGAAAAUAUUCUAGUUCCUUUUUUUAGAAUGGUUCCUUCAUUUUAUUUUAUUUUAUUGUUGUAGAAACGAGUGGAAAAUAAUUCAAUACAAAACAAAUCGUUUUCU